This is a messenger RNA of Acaulospora colombiana, 729 nucleotides long. The record is from the annotation of a GenBank genome assembly. NCBI's taxonomy places the organism in Eukaryota, Fungi, Glomeromycota, Glomeromycetes, Diversisporales, Acaulosporaceae.
AUGCCAUUCAAACGUUCAGAGGACCGGUUAUCCAAGCGUCAUUUCGACGACUCUCAGAGACGUGGUUAUGCUGUUGCAGACCGUUGGCUAAUUCGACCGUCAUACCAGCACCCUAAUAGCAAGCCGAGCGAAGCCGACCUUCAGUCUCUUAAGCUAGAAUCAUUACGCAUGAUGAACUUUUUAAAGGGAGACUCGAAGGACGAGUCAUGUCGAAAGGAAAAAUCAAGCUCUGUUCGGCCGAAUGACAAGGAUCUAGAAUCCGGAACAUCGACCCUUAUUGAACAACCGUCUACGAUCGUGCAAGAGAGCACUGAAGCCGAACAGCAAGAGGUAUCGAAAGAGUCAGAGUUGCCGGCGGACAUGCAGACAGCAGCCGCAAUUGAGAGAAAUGACAAGACCGAGAAGGUCGUAUUCGACCAAGGCCCGAUUCCGGACGGCGAGUACGGAUGGAUCAUACAACAUGAUACAUACCCGGGAGCGUCGGUCCAGUAUGCGUGGGUCGCGGGUGUCGCAGUUAGCAGCGCGUUCUCCAUUUCCCCAUUCACCAGCUACCUCUGCAAGCGACUACCACUCCGAGUUACCCCCAGCUUUUCCAAACUCUAUCGUGAUCCAUACUCUUCUCUGACCAAUGCGUUCUUAUACAGAACUUUAUGGCGACUCAGCCACUCAUCUCUCAAUGGUUCCAAACCCGCCGUGCAUUGGCCAUGGGUCUCAGCUCUGCUGGUGUAG